Molecule: messenger RNA, 2035 nt
Organism: Gopherus evgoodei (Goodes thornscrub tortoise)
Lineage: Eukaryota; Metazoa; Chordata; Testudines; Testudinidae
Exons: 7
Coding region: 304-1224 (306 amino acids)
Source: RefSeq, a predicted model, not a curated record
AUUUCAUACCCGAGCUCAAAGAUGAACACAAAGCAGGAAAAUCCCAGAUUCUCCUCACCUGCCAGACUAUGAAAACAAUCCCAUGGGCUGAAGCAUCUGCAGAAUAAACUAGAGUGGGAAAGUUAAUAGCUUACAGCUGAAGUCCUUCUCUUGCAAGAUUCCCAGCUGCUGGAAGUGAGUUUACUAGGGAACGAAGCAGUCAGGGAUCGAAAACUGGAUGCUUGUCAGCUUUCAGAAUAAUACCAAAACGCUGGAGGUCUGCAGCAUCUUUCACCUCAGGAUCUCACCCACCUGGGACGCUUGAUGGGCUCCCUCCAGAAAACAGCUGUCUGCCUCCUGUUCCUGUCCGUUUUCUUUAGUGCCUCCAACAGCACAUUUGCAACCUUCAACUGCAAUGCUGUCAAGAUAGAAUAUAAAAAAACGGCAGUAAUUUCAUGCAUUGGCAACAUGAAGAUUACAAACAUGGUAGUUAAGCGCUGUGAAAGGUGUAAUAAACAGAACUCGUGCUUAGAAACUAUUAUUAACACCUGGAGAGGAAACUAUUCCAGUGAAAAGGGAAGAAUUCGGCUGGUGCUACAACACAACGUUUCUGAAGUGCACAUACAGGAAGUUAAACCAUCUGAUCAAGGAGGUUAUAAAUGGCAUCUUUAUUCUGACAAUGGUGAACGCGAUGGAUGUACCAACCUUGAGAUUACAGAUCCAGAAAUUGAGCCUAGCCUCAUCUGGAACGGAAGAAAGCUCGCCUGCCUGUCACCUAUAGGGCAUCGACAAAGGCAAGUCCAUUGGUUCGAUGGCCACGGGAAUAACCUGACAGGCAAUGCAAGCCUGGUAUCUGAGGAAGCAGAAGGUGGCAUAACCAGCCUUACCAGCACUCUCCAUGAGAAACCCAACUUAACUGCCUCCGAGUAUUGCUGCACUGUGCUGUAUGAUGUGCACACCAAGAGAAACAAAACCAAAUGCCUUAGUGCCCACAAAGCAGUCGCCGAUUACCUUCAUUUCACUUCAACCUCAGAUCAGGAAAUUCCGAAGACCAUGAAAGAGCGCAUUCCCAUCAUUCUAGUGCUUAUCAUUCUGGUUCUCUGCUGUUUUGCAGCUGUUCUAUACUACAGGCAUCGCCAGCGAGCAACAGCAAAAGGGAAUUUUGCAGACCUAUUAAGGACCCUCCUUCCACUUUUGAGACAAAAUGAAAAAGCAAAAGAAAAUGCACCUAACCAAGAAGUGUGAUGUGUGAAAACAAGAUGCCCCCUCAAUGAAAACGAUGAUCCAGCCUGCACCAAUGCAACUAAAUUUAAGCAAAGCAGUAGAUACAGAAACUCAGUCAUUCAGAACAUACAUGCUAAGCAAUCCAACAGUGUGAAGCAACUAGCAUUUUAAAGACUUUUUUUGUCAGACAUCCUGUUUUGCAGACAAGGGGCUACAUUGUCCUCUCAGUUUCACUGGUGUAACUCAGUGGAAAAUGUGGUCUGAUAAUCUGAGCAGCAUUCUUUCCCUCCCUGAAACACUGAUGCUUUAAGGCCAUAUUUUCACCACUUUUGAUGGAAUCAAAGCUUUGUUUCCUACCUUAAUAGUCAGCCCUUUAGGAUGCGCUAAUAGGGCGGCUACAUGUAUGGAGCAUUUUAUCCCCUGCAUUAUGUAGCAUUAUUAACCUGCUGCCAUCAGGACAGAAGCGCAGUGCACGAUCACAAAGACUUUGUGGUGUGAAUGCCAAUCUAAUUCACCAACCAAAUGCUGUGUUGUGAGGGGACUGUGGAACUGAGAAACAGCCCUUGACUCAGCACCAACUUCAAUUACUUGCAAGAGAUGUCUGCUGAAUGGACACACUGAAGAGAAAAUGAAUGAGGCCCCAACUUCACAAUUAGAUUGCAGAAGUUAAUUGCACUGAUUUUCUUCUGAAAUAUGAUAAAAAAUAUAGAAAGAACGUGGGGAAUCUUGUUUUGUGGGCUGACAGUUACCUGGAUUAUUUCACCCUAAAGAAUGAAAGUGUGCUGUUUGUCAAGGCUUUUAAUCAUGUAAUUAAAAUAUAGAUUUAGGACAC